This is a messenger RNA of Saccostrea echinata, 4911 nucleotides long. Its product is annotated as E3 ubiquitin-protein ligase RBBP6-like. NCBI's taxonomy places the organism in Eukaryota, Metazoa, Mollusca, Bivalvia, Ostreida, Ostreidae. The transcript is spliced from 4 exons. The coding region runs from base 114 to 3290 and encodes 1058 amino acids. The record is from RefSeq and is a predicted model, not a curated record.
AUGUAAACACCAUUCUGUCGGCAUUGCAAUGGACUAUUUACAUUUAGUUUUAUAGUAACCAUGUAUAGUAGGGUGGCAUCGUCUAACAAAAUGUAUAGACUGAUAACUGGAUAAUGUCCCAUGUCAAGAAGAAAGAGCAGUCCAAGAAAUCCAAACGAACACUCAAUUUACUGGAACAGCUUGUGAGAAAUCAGGUGGAGAUUGAUAUAGAAAACAUGGACAAAGAGAAAGGAAAAGUCAACAAGAAAAAGGAAGACACAGAAAGAAAGAUGCAUAUCAAUGGAGAUGUCCGUCAAAAUGGCUACGAGAGAAAGGGAAGGGAGAAAACUAAGAAGUCCAAACAUAAAGUCAAAGAAUCCAGUCAAAGCAAGAACAUUCAUGUUCCAGACACCAGCUCUCCAAAACAGUCCAGAUCCAGAUCCAGAUCACCGUCAAGUUCCUCCAGCUUCUGGUCAAAUGGACGGGAUUCCAGAUCACGAUCUAGGUCAUACUCUCAUUCUAGGUCACGCUCCAGUUCACAAUCAAGGUCAGGUUCAAGGUCAAGGUCAUACUCAAGAUCCAGGUCAAGGUCAUAUUCUAGAUCUAGUUCAAGGUCUGACUCCAGAUCAAGAUCCAGAUCUAGAUCACGUUCUCCGGAGACACCAAGAUCCAAGUCAUCUGAGGAGCCAUCACAAUCAACAACGAAAAGUCUGCCAGUUCCAUCCGUAAAAGCCAGAGACAAAGAUGUGAUGAGUGACAUUGUGACAAGCAGCUCAAAGAAAAAGCCUCCCACUGGACACAGGCAAGGGAAAUUAUUAAAAAGAAGGCAAAUGAAGAAAUAUAGAUCUUUUGAAAUUGAUCCAGAUGCAUUCAUUGAGGAGAGAUUAACACAGAAAUAUAGAGAGCUGGAAGAUAUAGUGAAAGGAAAGAGCUUAAAGACAAACACAAUCACAAGACAAUAUAUAGGUCAAAUGGAGAUGUUACGAGAACAGUAUCACAUGGUGAGCCAUGGAUUAGCUCCCCCUGGGGUGAUUUUACCAAGAAGCCUGUCUCAAGAGAUGAGGAAUAAGGGUCAUCAGAAUUCUCAUUACAAGAAGAGGCCCCUCUCAGGGGAGAGUUAUAACAGUGAACUGUCCAACAAAUCCACGGAUAUGGCUUACCGAUCCAUGCAGAACAUUAUCAAAGACAGCAGAAAUCCAAAACAUGAAUAUCUUUCUAAGAAACAUAAGAAAAGGUCUAAGCGCAAGAAUUCCGAGUCAACCAUAGACAAUUCAUCAUUUCACUCACACAACACUGCAACUACACAGAAAACGGGCAGCACAGCAGUGACAACGCCCAGAGAUAUAGAUGAACAGGAGAGGAUGAACUACCACCUGAAGUAUUCCAGCAAAGAGGAGCUCAGAAUCUGGCUAAAAAAGAAAGAUAAACUCUACAGAAAGAAAGUUAAAGAAGAAAAGGCAAAGAAGAGGGCAGAGCGAGAGCAGAUGGUGCUGGAAGCCAAUGAAAAAUUUGAGAAGAGGCUUGAAGCUCAGAAAAUUUACAAAAAGUGGGCCGAUCAAAAAAAUAAGGAAAUUGCAGAUCAGAAAAGAAAAGAAAGGAAAGAACAUAAACGGAUUCUGAAGGAGUAUGAAGAGAAAAAUGAAAAGAAGAACAUCCGUCCAGAAUCUGCUCCUCUUAGACGCAAAGAUCCUUCUACGCCUGGUGGAAUAAAAGUGGAAGGAACUCCCGAAACAAAUGUUAAUAUAAGAGAGAAAUCAAACAAAUCACCAAAUGACUCUGCGCUCUUGGCCACUCCACAUCCACCCACCUCGAAGUUCAUUUACAAGCGCCCUGUAGCAGGACGAAUAAAGCUUGCUGUAAAUGGUAACAGUCCACAUGGCCAAAAAUCUGACCAAGAACGACCAAAAACUGCGUCAUCAUCACGAUCCAAAAGUGCUGAAGGUAACAGGAUGUCAUAUGAUCAAUGGGUUUCACAGAAACGGAAACAAGAUCAGAAGAAAAAAGAGUUGGAAGAAAAGCAUAAACAAGAUCAAAUGUCUAAAUCUGACCCAGAUCUUAACAAACUUAUUCCAGAUAUUGCAAGAAAAAGAGUCCACAAUGUUCUGGAAGGGAAAAAGAGAAUUGAUACUGGAGUGAAAAGAAUUGAUGAUAAAUUAAAUAAGAAAUUUGGAGGUGCAGAUUUUGAUUCAGAAAGGAAAGAGUCGGAAGCUAGCGAAAAUGUUCGUUAUUCUUACCGAUUGGAAUCGGACAGGACUGAAAAUCCAAAUCCUGGAGGUCAAAUAAACGUUUCUGGUAAGGCAAUAAAACGACCUCCAACAGGUACCAGGCGUCCUCAAACAGCCCCAGCAGGAAGGGUUCCACCUCCCAAAAAAUCCUCAGGAUCUCCACGGCAGGCUGUGGUUCCUAAACUGGAAGAUGUGAUGAAUGAGGAGAACUCUUCCAAUCCUUUUAAAGUGCCUUUCCCUGCUGAGGCAGGAGUACCUAAACAUGUAGCUUCCAGACAGAGGAAGCUUUUUGCAGAGCAGAUUUGGGAGAGGUUGGAGGGUGAAGAGAGACCUGAGCCACAGGGUAGUGAUGUUCCAGAACCUGCGACUUGUGUAGGAAUGGGAAGCCCUCCAGCUAACGACUCUAAACCAGAGACAGAAGACGAAAGGGAAAAUGAAAACAAAGAUAAAACAGAGAGUAGCAGAGGUAAAUCCGAAAGUGAAGAAACUGAAAAUGAAGAAUCGAAGAAAGGAGAGAGUGAGGAAAGUAAAGUGUUUUUGACUCAGUUUAAUUCAAUUGACAAUUUAAAUAAAAUUGAAAAUACAAAAUUUGAGGGAGAAAAAACGGAAGAUAGUGAUGAAAGUCCUGUGAUAGAAAAACUUAACCUAGAUUUUAACGAGAGUUCUCAGAGAGAAGAUGAAUCUGAUUCAGAACAAACAUCGACCGAUCGUGAUCAGAAGGAAGAGGAAAAGUCGAAGGAAAAAGAUGAAUCAACAGAAGAGAAAGAAGAAUCUUUGAAAGAUGAUAAAGGCAAUGAUAAAAAAGAAAGUGAACAAAAUGGAGAUGACAACAGUAAUGAAUCCAACAAUUCACAAACCGAGAAGGACAGUCUUAAAAAUGUAGAUAUUCUUAAUUUGGAUCUGGAGAACAUGACUCGCAGCAGCAAAAGGGUGUCAUUUAAUGAAGCUCCUGAGGUGUUUCAAACGGAAGAUUGGAGCACGGAUACCCAGACACCAGACGAGGAGAACUUUAAAUCUGAACUUGAAGAUUCUACUGAUUCCAGUGAAAAACAAAAUGUCACCUUUAGUGAUGAAGAUGAUUUCUGAAUAUAAUAUUUCAAAAAUCUCGGCAGUUUCUUCAAGUUUUUGUAUAUCCUUAACUGAGAUUUCCACCUAGGGCAUUGUAAUCAGACAUAGGAGAUCUCUAUUUAAUGAGCUACAUGUAGAGAUAUUUAUUGCUCUCAUUUAUCUAAUUGUCAUAGAGAAUAGAUUGUCACAAUUAUCACAAAACUGCAAUACUUUUCAUGUAAAACAGGAAAAAUUACAUACAUUUAAAUCAUAAAUCACACACCCGAUGUUAAAUGUAUCGACUACAUCAUCUGAAACAAUAUUACAUGUAUAUCCAUUUCUCGAUGGAAGUACAGGUUUAGGACACAUAAUUCAAUUUCUAAUUUUAUAUUUGAUAUUUGCCGUUUAGUAUUUUUUUUUAAAAUACUUCGAAUAUCUUUUACAGCUUCUUUAGAAAGACUACUAAAAUCGUUUUUCCUAAUGUGAGUACGUAGCCCUGUGCCAGGUGAGAAAUUGUAUGUGAGAUUGAGGUGCUAUACAGUGGUUACAUUUUCUUUACACUAAACGAAUUUAACAAAAUUUACCAGUGAUUUCCUAUCUUGUUAGGUAAAGAAAUAAAAAAAAAUGUACAUGAAUAAUUUGAAGAAAUUUUAACAUACAAGUAAUUAUCUAAUCAAUAAACUCUAUUGAAGUCUCCUAAGGUUAGAUUUCAAUAUUAGAUAUAUUAAAGUAUAUAUUACUAAUGAAGUUACCUUUUGUUUGAGAAGAAAUGUGAUAAGCAUGUAGAAGCAUAAAGAACUAAGUUUUAUGUUAUAUAUGGGAAGGCCAUGAUCUGGAUAACUGUACAACAGUUUACAGAGGUCGGACUUAUAAGUCCAGGGGCUCGCUUUACAAAAGAACUCACGACUGAGACCAAAAACUUCAGUUGAUUGUAAAAUCUUGUAAAAUUAAUAUUUCUAUUAAAAUAUGUUUGCAUAAAAAUAUCUUUCUAAUUUCUUUUUAAAAAGAUUUGAACCGUAUUCAAAUUAAUGUAAAAAAGAGUUAUUUGCAGUUUUGUCUUAGUCGUAACUUCUUUUGUAAAACGGGGCCCUGCAGUUGUAUAAAGACUGUGAUAGUGCUAUAUUAUUUUAUGAGAAAAUAUUGACUUUUUUUUGGUGUGAAGUAGUGAAUUAUGUACAUAAUAAAGCUAGAGUAAACAAUAUUGCACCUUUUCUAUCACAAAAACUAGGAAAAUUGUAUGUUCAGUUUUCCUGUCACUUUUUAGAAAUACUAUUCAGUUGUUGCCUCAUAGCUUGUAAUUUAAUUUGAUGCCAUAAAAUGUUACAGGAGAACUCAUUGAUAAAGGGGACACUACUAGUAUAUAACUUUCAAUUAAGGAAAAAUGUGCUUUUUUCAUAAAUGAUUUUUUUUUUUAUGUAUUUAUAUUUUUUUUUUGUUUCUUUAAUCAUUUUUAUAUUGUCCAGCUAUCAUUUCCUUACAGAUGUCUUGUUAAUGUACGUAUGUUGUGAAAACUCCGUCCAAUGGUUGAGAAUUCAUGGAUAUUAAUGAUUAUUUAAGAGAGAGAGAGAGAGAGAGAGAGAGCUAAUAUGUCACAGAUAGUUUUGUUUGUACUUCAUAAAGUACUGGAGCUAUGUAGAAUCUAUAGAAUUAAACAAAUGGU